CAGUGUUGUCUAACUAAUAAUGAGGUGUGGCAUUUGGUUCAAUUCAAUUAAAGCUCCACUACUAAUUCCACUAUUGGUUCAUCAUCCCACAGUUCAUUAAUUUCACUUGGCUAAUAUAUCAUCAAAAAAGCUAGCCCGGAAUUUUUUCAGCAACCGGAAAUGGCAGAAGAAGUAGCUAUACCGAAUAAGAGUAUUCUCAAAUCACCAGCACUUCUAGAGUACAUCUAUGAAACAUAUUGUUAUCCAAGAGAACAUGAGCAGUUGAAGGACCUUAGAGAAGCCACUGUCAAGAACUAUAAACUACGGAGUCCGAUGAGUGUGCCUGUGGAUGAAGGACAGCUUAUAUCGAUGUUUUUGAAAGUGAUGAAUGCAAAGAAGACUAUUGAAGUUGGAGUCUUUACUGGCUAUUCUCUUCUUACCACUGCUCUUGCUCUUCCUCAUGAUGCCAAAAUAACAGCCAUUGAUCUAAAUAGAGAAGCAUAUGAAGUUGGAUUACCGUUCAUUCAGAAAGCUGGUGUUGACCACAAAAUAAAUUUUAUUGAGUCUGCAGCUUCUUCAGCCCUUGAUGAUCUCAUUAACGAUGAAAAAGAAGUAGGGAGUUUUGACUUUGCAUUUGUGGAUGCUAAUAAAGAUGGGUACAUAAAAUAUCACGAACAACUUGUAAAGCUGAUUAAAAUUGGAGGAGUGAUUGCAUACGAUAAUACCCUAUGGUUUGGAACUGUGGCCCUUUCUGAUGAAGACGAAAUGGAUGAUUUUUUUAAGACAAAUAGAAAAAUCAUAAGAGAGGUCAAUACGUUUCUAGCCAAUGAUAAUCGAUUUGAGAUAUCGCUUGUUUCUAUUGGAGAUGGACUCACCAUCUGUAGACGUCUCUACUGAUUAAGAGAUCCAUUGCACACAAUAGUAGUGUACUAAUGUCAUACUUUCUAAGGAAAUUAACAUUUUUAUGAAGACCUUUCCAAACUUCCAAACUACGUAACAGUCCAAAAUUAGUCGAUAUGUAUCAAUAAUAAACGUACGUUUAAAAUUCAAGUCUUAUUUGUAAUAAAUGAGCUCCUUGAUUGCUACUCUA
Messenger RNA from Cannabis sativa, 1069 nucleotides. RefSeq names its product flavonoid 3',5'-methyltransferase. NCBI's taxonomy places the organism in Eukaryota, Viridiplantae, Streptophyta, Magnoliopsida, Rosales, Cannabaceae. The coding region runs from base 160 to 876 and encodes 238 amino acids. The transcript has 5 exons. Gene Ontology annotation, molecular function: S-adenosylmethionine-dependent methyltransferase activity; O-methyltransferase activity. The record is from RefSeq and is a predicted model, not a curated record.